AACAACCCCUUUCCCCCCUCCCUACCCAUAUUGGGCGUGUCACCUGCAUCGGCAGUACAGCCGCUUGUGCCCACGCAGUGAGAAAGCGCCGCCUUUACAACAUGGCUCUCUUAUCCCACAAGGUCUUGUACGCGGCCAUUUUCAGUCUCGGCUUAUUAGCUAUCGUCACUCGUCUGGGGAUCGACGGGAACAGUAAGGCCCAUUCCGACGUUACUCGAUUACGUUUCCUGCCGUCUUCAUGGAGAGCAAAGCGGACAUUCUAUGUCACGGCGGAUGAGUACCCGGAGACUGAGUACGUUAUGGGUAUACCUGGUUUCAAUUAUUUGCGCAAUCUCUACUUCUCCAAUGGCACUUUCCUCGUUCUCACAACCAACCCCUCAAGCUUCCCUGAACAAGGGGCAGGAUACAUCUUGUCAGGACUCGUGGACGCUCAUGGGAAGCGCCCUGCUGCAGAGGAGGACAUAUUUGCGAUCAUGUCACCGAAGGAAGCCACGGAUAGAGGUUUGUUACAGCCCGCGGCUAUCAGGAAGGAGGGUAUUAGUAUGUUCUUCAACGAUGUGAAACUGGGCGACCGGAGCUCAUUCUUGGAACAUUACUUCCAUUUCAUUGGCGAGCUGUUCCUCGGUUGUUGGCGUCUUAUGAUUGCUGCCGGCGAGCGUGAGUUUCCUGCACGUCUCAUGUAUCGCGCGAAUGCCACUGAUUGGAGAGAUCGCGCUCGAAUCAAUACCUGGUUCCAGCAGUCUGUAUUACCUGACGCUGCCAUCGAGGGGAGCUCCAUCUUUGAAGACCGCACAGUGUCCCAGAUGACUUUUAUCUACGACAGGAUCGCUAUUGCUGACCGAUGGGCUGCUCACCGUGUCAGCCAGGAUGUUAAAACGUGGAACAAGGCCACUGCCGACCUCCCACUCCUCAAGGUCCCUUCCACAUGGAUGGACCCAAUGCGAAACAGGAUAAAGGCGCUCGCCAUGGCUGAACAAUGCGACAUUCAUCGAAAGCACGCCGGAGUUCCGGUUGUGGUCUAUAUCAACCGACAGUUGACGAACAGGAGACUGAUUGAUGGGGACGCGGAGGCCCUUUUAAAACAGAUGGACAAACUUAAUAAUGAGGGUGUGAUCGAGUUCUACAACGCCGUGAUGGAGGAACUGCCUCGAGUACAACAGUUCUGCCUUGCUUUGAAGGCUGAUGUCAUGUUUGGCGUUCACGGUAAUGGCUUGAGUCAUCAAUUAUGGAUGAAACCCGGCAGUGGUGUCUUUGAGAUAAUGGGGGAAGGUUUUGCUAGAGACUAUGCAAUCCUCGCAGAAAUGAUGGGUCAUGAGUACCACGCCAUUCACUACAACGAGACUUUCCCCCCUGACCGGUGGAGACGUCCCGAUGGGUCUUCUGUCGACCAAGGACCCGACUUCCAUUCUCCCAGGAUAAGGGUCGAUGCCGAAUGGUUUGCAGCGCUCGUCGUCGACGUGGCUCGAAAGAGGAUACCCGUUAAGGAGCCUGAGUGGUCCUUGUCAUUUUAAAUCAUCAAACGAGUCAUUUUGAAACGACAGGAUAUCAUUGCGUCUGAACAUGCUCGUGCAAGUCAUGUAGAGGUGAAUAGACCAAAUAAGUGUAUACGAGACGUAGGCUAUGGCGAGUUAUUCUCGUAUUCUGGAUUUUGGAAUGGCUCCAUAGAACAAUUUCCAUUCGCGUAUUACACCAUGCAUUGUCUUA
This is a messenger RNA of Cryptococcus deneoformans JEC21, 1704 nucleotides long. Its product is annotated as expressed protein. The record is from RefSeq and is a predicted model, not a curated record. Bases 102 to 1511 code for a protein of 469 amino acids. The transcript has 13 exons. Lineage: Eukaryota; Fungi; Basidiomycota; Tremellomycetes; Tremellales; Cryptococcaceae. Gene Ontology annotation, cellular component: endoplasmic reticulum. Gene Ontology annotation, molecular function: protein O-acetylglucosaminyltransferase activity. Gene Ontology annotation, biological process: protein O-linked glycosylation via mannose.